Messenger RNA from Ectocarpus sp. CCAP 1310/34, 416 nucleotides. The record is from the annotation of a GenBank genome assembly. Lineage: Eukaryota; Phaeophyceae; Ectocarpales; Ectocarpaceae.
AUGCGCGGGCGGGGUGAGCUCCCCAAGGCGAGGUCCAUUCUUAUCAUGCACAACUUUCACGCGCAGACCACGCACGAGUUCAAGGAGUAUCUUGCUCUCGCCUGGUAUGGCCCUUCGGAGUGCACGGACGAGGUGCAGCCAGUUGAUGCAGGAGCCGGACGAUUUCUCAAGGUGGAAGUCGGGAGGCAGAUGGACAUCAUAUGGCUCGAGCAGUCCGACAACCUCGAGAGGUGGGAAACCGCGUCAUUGACAGCUUCUGAUCGGCGCGUCCUGAUCACUUAGUGGAUGGGAGCGGCCAUGGCAAGACUCAACAGCCAACAGGCGUACCGAUACCACCGUCUUUUCGAAGAAGUGCGGGAUGGCCAUAACCGUGGACGGCUCGGGCAAUGAUCGAAUCACCUUGGAGGGUUUGGACA